Molecule: messenger RNA, 402 nt
Organism: Benincasa hispida (wax gourd)
Lineage: Eukaryota; Viridiplantae; Streptophyta; Magnoliopsida; Cucurbitales; Cucurbitaceae
Source: RefSeq, a predicted model, not a curated record
AUGGAGUAUCCUGCCAUUGCAAAUGCGAUCGCAUAUGUUCAUCGAAUGGAUGUUGUGGCCAUUAACCGGAUGCGUUCAUCGCAUAGAGGUGUUUGGAAGGGAUGGGGAGGAGAUGGAUUUCUUGCAACAGUAAGGGAUUCAGGUGAAAAUUGUUCUUGGUAUUUGGAUCAAUUGGGGAUGACUGCCACAUUUAAUCAUCAGUCGGAAGAUGACAGUCAUGGAGGGAGGAGGAAGAAGGGGCUGAAGGAGGAGGUAAAGGAAAAGAUGCCAAGACAUCAUCAUGAGCCCCAGGUAAUGUCAUCCACAACGCUGGGCGGUUAUUCAUCGGCCCAGUACGAAGGGCAGCAUGAGAAGAAGGGAAUAAUGGAGAAGAUCAAGGAGAAGCUAUCGGGACAUCACUAA